AUGCCGUCCAAGAAGAGCAAAGGCUCAAAGGACAAAAAGGGCUCCAAAGGCUCAAAGGGCUCUAAGGGUUCCAAAGGAAAUGCCGUCGAGCCAGUUGAAGAGGAGGAGUUGGUCGUCCCCGUACCGGAGGGCAUUAUGCAUAGACGGCUCCGGUUUCUGUUGGAAACUACACUUAAAACUGAUGUUGACUUUAUCGUCGGUCCAACUGGCAACGAAACCACCAUAAAGGCCCAUAAGUGCAUGCUGGCUGCUGAAAGCCCUAUCUUCGAGAAGCUCUUCGCGGACUGCGAUGCCUGGAAGGACGAACAGGUGAGAAAACGAGAGGCGGAAGCCCAAGCGGCGCGCGAAGCCGACGCCCAGAUGGAGGCCGCGUUGGCACAGGAAGCAGCUGCUAGAGGGGGAGACAAGAAGGGCAGCCCCAAGUCCAAGGGGAAGGGGAAAGGAAAGGGGAGCAAGAGUGGUUCUCCGAAGAAGGGCUCACCCAAGGGCAAAUCCGGCUCCCCCAAGGAGAAGGGCUCCAAAGGAAAGGGCAAGUCGCCUGGAAAAUCCAAAGGCAGCUCGAAGAAGAGUCCAAAGGGCGGAGCCGCACCCGAAAUGCCCGCUUUGGAUAUUACCUUCUUUAAAGACGAAGUCAUUGGAGCGGACACCAUUCGCGUACAGGAUGUCCACCCGCUUGGGUUUUUCCGACUCCUCAGGUAGGCACUUAACUAUAAGUGCAUCGUAAGCUUUUGCCUUCAAAAAACUUAUAAAAUUCCCCUUGGAUGUCUGGAACAUUGAAACUAGUGACUGCACUUUAGUUAAAUCUGGAAUCCAAGUCCAAGUCUUGUCAUACCUUAUACAAAAGAUGAGACAGCAAGACCCAACUUGCAAUAACGCCCGUAUGACGGUCGGUAUAUAACUCUUCUUCCAUAGUUUGGAUAAUGCUGUCUUCUAUUUGAAAAAGAGUAAAAGGUCAUUUAGCAUACAGGUGGUUGUAACUACAGACCAUUGUCCUCCAAACUGAUCCUACUUGCCAGUGAUCGACAUUCCUCCGAUACGCGUGGGUGAGAGAAGUUGAGGCACCCUCGUCAGCUCUAUUCAGAACGUAAUGAGAGGCAGUACUACCUAAGUUCUCUCCCCAAAUACAGUUCACACUCGUCUCUCCGAAGCGAAGUCGGAAUUUCAGGUCCCAACACCGUCUCAAGGCCACUGAAGAUAACAUUUUCAUCUACAGUAGACGUGCUAACUCAGGAAAUGUUAACCGAACUUAUAAAAUACGUUUUCGACUCAAAAAGAUUACUUAAGUAUGGCUGGGAUAUAAAUUACCGCAGAGCAUAAUCCCAAGAUAGCUCAGUUACUUCAGGGUGCGAGCUUUCGGACGAACCUCUUUCAAGCCGCCUGCAAGAACCAAGCUCUGCAAAGAAUGACUACUUAAAUAGUAUGGAUUUUCUCGUUGAUUUUUGAUGCCCUUACACAUUCAAAUAUAUCUCAUAGGAAACAUGUAUAAAAAUAUUCAUUCUUUUACUCACUUGGUAGAAAAUAACGUCUUCUUCGGAUUCUAUACUUGAAGGAACGGUAUAAUUAGGCCUUAAAAACUUGUCUAAUUCCCGAGUAUUUCUGAGACCGACCUACCGUUACAUUUGCAGUCAGCGUUUCAAAACUACUAGUUGUAUAUUAUCCGUGUACGGAAAACCAUACACUUCUAUAGGGUGUUAGGAUGAGACUAUAUGGGGUUCAUGAAAUUUAGCAAUGGGACUGAGCCAUAUUGUAAAGAUUACGAGCAAAAUUAGUAAACACAGGGACACGACGCUUUAUGGACGGGCAUCUUACGGCCUUAAAUAAUCUGAUAAUUACAAACCUUUUGUAAUCGAAUUACACCUCUUUCAAAGCAUAAAAUUUCAAUAAGACGUAAUUUUCUACCAAAUGAAUAAAAAAUGAAUAUUUUUAUACAUGUUUUCUGUGAAAUAUAAUUGAAUUUAUCAGGACAUCGAAAAUAAAUUAGAAAAUACAUACUACUUAAGUAAUCACUUUUUACAGAAUGUAGGUUUUGCAGGCGGCCGAAACGAAGUUCGUUCAAAGCCAUAAUCCCGAAGUAACUGAAUUGUCUUGGAAUUAUGCUGCACGGUGAUUAAUAUUACAACCCUACUUAAAUAAUCCUUUCGAGCCGAAAACAUAUUUCCGAAUUUCGGUUUACAUUUCAUGAGUUAGCACAUCUACUGUAUUCCCUUCGUCCUCAGUAGCACUGGCAUUUAGGGCUAGCGUCUAUCGCGCGUCCACUAAAAGGUCCCUAAGGACUACGCCAAGUUUGGGACUCUAGCUUUAAUGGUGUCGGCCGAGACUUGGGUCUCUUUAGCGAAGAAUCGCGAUCUAUUUAGGAACAACUCUAGCAUAUCUCUGCAAAUUGUGAUAAACAGACGUCCUGGAGCGUGCGAUUCGAAGAUUGCACUAGUGUCCCCGCAAACAAAGGACACAAUUAUCAGAAAACCAACAUUGCAACGUGACAUUGGAUAUUUGAAGCAUGCGGGGACCCAGUCAAAACUGGUCGAACUGGCGACAUAAACGCCCGAGUUCUCAUCUGGGGGGUGGGGGAAGAGGCCUGAAUAAUUUACUAUAGGGACGGCACAGGCACUAGCCAAAAGCCCCCCCCCCCCCUGCACGCGUGUCUCGCCGGUCUUGUGGCGUUUCAGGGGGCAGCGGCGAAAGUGCAGCUAAUUAGUGGAUUCCCCAGCAUUCCUCAAGCGCUUUCUGGCAUGCAAGCUCCACGUUCAAUGCUGCCCUUUUUAACUUCCUCAGAUCAGAUCUGAAAAGCUUUGGUUCAAAGGAGUUACACCACGUUUACGCACUAAUUACCGAGUUAAUUGAAAAGAGCAGCGGAGAGACACGUUUGACCGCUUGUAGUGCCUGCAGAACUCCCUGAGAGCUGUGACCUGUUGCGCAUCGUUUAGAUGUUUCAAGACAGAGGUGGGGAGGGCGCAAGUGACUGGCACGGCAAGACCCGCAUCUAGGCGUACCACCACACCCUCUGGUCCACAUCGAACACCUGAGGAGGAUUUCAACCAACAACGAAAAAUGGAAGGACGGCAGGGAUCUCAGUCGGCGCGACACUGCCUGAAAAUCCCUUCACAAUUCCUAUGGUUUUGUUGAGGCGGGACAGUCUACAAGCCUUACAAUGUCGCGCUGUCUAUCAAACUAUCGACAGCCUUUAUGAGCAACACGGUGGAUAAAAGCCCAAUUGACCAAUAAAGUUGCUUGUAAUAGGCAGAAAUAAGCUGGCUCUGCGAGUAGAGGAACACAUAAAAGACCUCUUCCUUUCUAUUAGAGACACAAAGGAGGACUAAGAACAAACCGCCCUUUCGUUGUUUGGGAAGCUUACCUACCUGGAUAUUAAGUACUGUAGAGAUAAAAUAUUCAACUGAAUUUCCCGGCUCCCAAUAUCCACUAGGUGGCGAAACUCAACUACUAUAUCUAAACUAACGAAAAUCUUGGAACAAUCGCAAACGUACACAACUGCAUCCACUAAAUCGUCAAAUUAAUAAUGAAGACCUUUACCUAAAUGAAAACAUCAAAGCGGUAGAAAGUUGAUCGGAUAAAACUUCCCCAAUAGAAAAAAACAAGUACUGACACACACACAAAUGUGAUAUAGAAUAGUUUUAACAUAGAAGACUGCCUAAAUGUAAAUAGGCGUUUAAUAUUAGUCCAAACUUGCAAAUUUUUUCCAAAUAAAAUUUCAUAGUAACACAGUCUGCGCGAGAAAAGAACACUUCUGGACAGGUUAGGCGAAUAAGUGAAACAAAAACGUUUUAGCAGUGGGCACGGGCAUAAGAACCUCUCGUGCAACAGGCGACCUUCUGCUUACUUCCAAUUUAUAUUUUUUCGCCUGUGCUAUCUUUGACCGCAACCCCCUUAACCCUAAUCUUCACCUAAACCCUAAUCCCUCUGGAGUUUGGCUAAAGAGCACCUGUAAUCCGGAGUGGGCGGGGGCUUUAUUUCCGUGUCUAAACGAUUUUAUUUGCCCGGGUUGAUUAUUUGAAGAAGAAGAUAGGCUCUCCGGAACAGGGCACUUUAAAUGCUGACGUUUCAAAGAGCUGAGUCGACUCUCCAUUGUCAGAGCGUAAAAUGAUCAUCUUGAUUAUCUUCAUCAAUCCCUGUACGUCCCAGACUUCCGUGGGGAUUCGUCAUUUUCACCAUAGCUGCCAUUGUGAAAGUUGAGGUAUCUUGUAAGUCUGGAGGCGGGUAAGAUGAAAGUGGCAUCUUUUCCAAUCUCUUCCGAUUUGACGAAAUGGGAAUCAAGAGUCAGAUGACAGUCUAUGCCAUCUUGCUUGAAUAGCGAAGACAGAGGAAAAUAAGGGGGAAAAAGCAAAACGUAAGAUGCUUAAUAUCAGAUAUCAUAGUAGUAUGUCAGGAAGUACAAAAUUUAUAAAGCCUCGGCAGAAAUACAUCACGAUCGCGAAGUCGCCCCCUUUUUACUUGCAUUAUUACUACUACCGGUAUUAUUUUUUGGCCUUCUUGUUUUUGUAUUUGCUCUUCGAGUUCAUGCUCUUAGUCCCGACGCCGCGCUUGCUAACAUCGAGGGAGAAUAGGUACAUUAAAUAAAGUAUAAAUAUAACUCUGGGGCAAACAGCAGAUUCACAUAAUGAGUACUUAGGCUGUUGCCUUUCACAGCGUUAAAACAAAUGGGGACACCUCUACUGCUGACAUCGAGUUGGUCGUUUGUUAUUGUCAAGUCGGUGCCUGACGGCUUUGACCAACAGUGGUGAGGUAUGAUGACUGGGUGGACUACUGAAUUAACGCCAGAUACUGCCGCCGCGAUUAGUUCCCAGUUUAGUUGACAAGUGCUGCUCACUGCGUUGUAUUUAUGGCGCACUGAUGGUCAUGCUCAAGGCUGCGCAUGGCAAUCUGCGAAAACACCAAUUCGCUCUGCUACCAGCCUCUGUUCGAUGGCGGUCCAUUCAAAACUGAUGACCGGGCAUGAACGCGGUUGAUGAUCGCUGACGUGCGUGUGUGCGACAGCUGACUCAUUAACAUGCGGGGGGGCGUCGCGUGAAGCCGGGAUCUGGAGACAAAGUCGGCUGGCUUUGACACGAGUUUUGUGCCCUCCGGUAACUUCUAGAGGCGGGUCCAGCCUUCGGUACGGGCAUCUUGCCGGGGCCUAGGUAAUUGGAAUAGUGAGAAACAAAACAGUCGGCGAGAAACAAGUGAGACCUGCAUGUUUGGCAGCAGCCUAUUGGUACACCCACUCGACCUUCUCCCGACCAGAAGGUCAUCCUACAUCACAAGGACAAAAAAAGAACGACCAACCGGAGUUCAGUGAGUCCGGCUUGUAUGAGACUUGCUCAGGCGUUUCCGUUUAGCUAUAAGCGAGAAAGACUGGAUGAGUGCGCUCCGUCCCACCGUAACGGACUUCUUUUCUGUUGUCAGUACUGUGGUCUGCAUAGCAACCGUUUCUUGCGGCGCGAAGACGGGGAGGAUGCGAAUCUAUGAAUCUCUCCCUUGGGAGGGAAGUCGGGAAUUGCCAAUCAACUUGCACAAGUAAGGCUCCCAAUCAGGCAUACUAUCGUGGGUGAAAGAAAGUUCUCCUGCUCCUCUGAGACCCAUUAUUUGUUUAGUCCAUAAUCAGCCGCUGAAGAGUCAGCUCGUUGAGCCAAUGGCUGUCCGAUAUCUCCUGCGGUUACUUGGUCGUCUGCAGAUCCUCCGCCUGUGUGCAUUUACGCCUAAUACACGCUUUCCGUCAAGCGCUUCCUUUACUUAUCUCUUUUAAAAUGCUUUCCAAUUGACGACCGUGGUCGGUUUCUGAUAAAUCUCUUCUUCAUCUGCGACUGAGUAAAUAUGGACAUCAGGCGACAGUUCGACCAUCGCGAACGAUGAUGUCUACCAUGUGCCCCACGAAGUGUUGGACGCAGUAAUGAUGACUUACGCGUGAAUUAGUCCAUUGUGAGGCAGACAUUAGCAGCACCUACCUUAUUCACUCCUCCUUCACCCAUCUGUGUCGAGUGUCAAGACGAAGCCGGGACAACUGAAGAUGAGCCCGGGGGACAGUGUUUGACAAAGUUAACCGAUCCAUCUACACGUGCCACACACAGCCCGUUCAUCGCACUGGGGUUUGGGUUUUCCGAGGAAUGACGUAUGUCAUAAAGGUAACAUCAAAACGGAGCCAGCGGGUUUGGGUCGCGGUACUCGAGCCAGUCACUCCACAUGCGCACAAUUCUGACCGUGCAAAUCGAAUUAUGGCGUCCGUUAACAAACUCCCAACUCACAGAUCUUAACGCGUCACCAGGAAUGCGCUUAGGUGCCAUAGGGAUGUACUCUCCGGAGUCGGCGUCGCUCUCCCUUCUCUGUCUCAUGUACCAGACGACUUUCCAAGCCUGUAACUCAGCUGGUGAUAGGACAGGGCGCAGUGAAUUAUUGGGCCAAGGCGACCCGUCUACAUGUUUCACGCACGACCUCAUUACCAGGUCAUGCAUUGUGACACACCAAACAGCAUACUUUCCGCUUGCGCGAGAGGUACCUGAUCUGCAAUGUAGUGAUCGGCUUAGAUCUCACAUAUAUUAGAGUUUAGGGGAAGAUGUGAUCACUGGCCCAAGAAGUUGAUUAGUCUGACGUUUGGGAUUCUCACUCGAACUCGUCAUCAGAGACAGUCGCAGAUAGGAGCAAUGGAGACACAAGGAGCGCACUACCUGUAGCACGAAGACGCCGUGGGUCCACAUGCGUACCAUAAUUGACAGCACUUGCAAUUGCUGCUGGGGUUCGCACUUCAUUGUGAUGAUGACUCGUCAGUCAGCGUGCGAGUCCUUAAUUGUCGCAAUUGCACCAUCCGUGAUGGAUGUUGGCGCGAGGAUUACUCGGCAGUUUGGCCCUCUGUAACUGGGAUUGUUGCUCGCCUGCGCCAUCCCCUGCCCAGGGAAAAUCUGGACACAGAAUACGGUAACAGGAGGUCAUUGCGCUUGUCGAUGGAUUUUGGGCCUGAGAACCAUGAUUCGAGCAGCUUGCGGCUCACGUGGUUAUCACCUUUUGCAAGGAUUUCGGGCUCUUGAAACUGGGAAAUAUAGCCGGAUUCCGUAGAAUUAGCCUGCAUCUGAGAGCUAAUGGUUCUCCAUCUCACUGUUGCUGCGUGCUCGGCAUUCGCGUCUGGGGUGAUCUCCCAGUUUCCCCAACGUGGUUGCUCUGCUGACUUACUGAAUUUGGUGGAACGCGGAUAAUUAAAUUGCGGCAAUUGGCGACUCGGGCGCGGACUGACGAGGCAUUAUCGCAUUAAAUUACGACUCCCAGCGGUAAUCACGAGAGCUGUUAAUUAGAUUACGCAUGUGGUCCCACGAGGGCUACGUACUAUAAAUACCGCGGUCUUUGUGCAUCCGCUACCCUUACUUGUAACUGGCUGUGAUGAUGGGGUUCGAGUGAGAAUCCCAAAUGUUGGGCCAAGAAACUUCUUUUUUUUUUCAGUGAUCGCAUCGUCUGAACUACUUCCUGGGAUUUGCCUGUUCACUUCUAUACAUGAGAAUGCCAUAGGGGCCACAUUAAAGAGUCACGGAGCCUGGUUGCCAGUCCGCUGGCCAGUCAUCUCACAGACACAUAGAGUAUCAACCACGCGAACUGAUAUCUGCAGUCAGUGGGCAACCUUUUGUACCACGACUCGCGACGCGUCGUGAUGGAUUUAAGCGUAUCAGAUUUAUUAUUAGUGAAGGUGAUGAGUAGCCGGCAUUGACAAACAAUAUUUCUUUAACGAAAAUGAAUGCUUAAGUGACGUAAGAAAGCCUUUUGGAUGAGGCCUGAUUCACUCCAAAUGGGUUGGGCUAGAGCAUCAAGUGGAUGGGACUCGAAUAUAUAGCCUAAAACAAAUUCCUUCUUGCUUGUUUGCUUCUGAAGUCGAAAAAUUUGUCCAAGUUAUCCUGACGGUGGUGAAAACUGCAGUGCAUAACAGGUGACGUGUCUCGGAGAAUGUUGUCUGAAACUAGACAGGGUUUUUCAGGUGGGUUUUAAAUGUUAAUUAGCAUGUAGCAUAAUCUACAGAUAUUUCAGGCACGCAAGGAUGCCGGCCUUUAAAUACGCGUUUUUACGCUUUCCAACACAAAUUGUACCUACUGAAAUUGCUACUUAAGCAGUAUGGAACAUUUUUUUGAUUUUUGACAACCUUACAGCUCCAAGCAUGUUUUAUGGGAAAGGUAUGCAAAAUGAACCUUCAUACACUUAUUUUUCAGUAACUUGCACCAUCUUCAAAUUCUUCACUCGAGGAAAGGAGAACUUUUGGCUUCAAUCAUUUUUCGAUUAUGGCACUUUUGUAUAUCGGAAAAAGUCUAUUCACAUUGUAUCUUGUCAGUUCGCUUAGUAAAACUGCUCAUGAAAGGCACAACAUGGCCCACAUCCAUUGCGAAAUUUUUGGGACCCUACGUCGUUCCUUCCCAAUAGCAUAACGGAAUGCAUUAUUUUUUAAAGCGGAAAGUUUGCUUUUUGAAAGACCUAACAAAAGGUCAGGUUUGAAAUCAUUUAGGGAUUGAAAAUAUUAAAAAAUAUAAAGAUAUUGUUUUUUGAGUAAGCGGCUCUAAGAAGACGCAAAAUACCAUACAAUGAGUGCAGGGGAAGAUAUUUACGGGUUCGAAUUUAUAGGAGCGUCGAAAAUCAAUAGAAAAAUUCCGUACUAUUUAUAUAGUUAUGUUAGCGAAUGCGUUUUUACGGUCCACUUCCCGUUCGUGGUGUUUAGUCUGAAAGGCUUCCUAUUGUUCGAAACGCCAGACCACCCAUCCCGGGUCUAGCUGAUGCAAAAAUUUGGGGGAAUAUUAAUUCGCCGGAGGUCGCCUCACGCAAUGUUUGCCGACGUCCUUAUUUUAUGAAUCUAAAAUUUAGGCUAAAGAAAAGAGCGCUGAAAGACCCUUUUUCUCAGCAACAACAACAACAGGCUCUUUUAUGGAGGAGUAGACUUAAAAACCCGCACGCCUCGAUUAGAUGACUCACUUUUGAAGGUUUUCGCUGUUUCCGAAAGAGUUGGCACAAGUGUUCAUGGAGUUUCUAAACGAACGCCCUCGUGAGCGGCAAGAUUUUUGAAGAUUGCUGAAGCAUCCUCUUAAGCUAUCGCCUUGUUUUUUCUAAAAGCGAUAAACUCAGUUAUUUAGUUUUCAAGAAUGGGAUAAAAGAGGUCUCUUUCAUGGUCUUUCAGACAAGCAUAUUGACUACCGCAGUGCCCCAGUCGAAAUAGGGUUUUAGUAAUCUUUUCAUCAGGAAACACUGCGUUUCCAAAAUUCAGUUGUCUGUCUAGAUGCCAAAUAGAGCUUUCUGAAAAACACCCAUGUUGCCAUGACAUCAGGUAGCUAGAAAAAUCUCGUACAUACCCAACACCCGCAUACUCUUAAGUCAAGUGGGGACUCAUUAAAAUUCGACUCUGACAAAUUAAUUUUUCGAGGUAAUAUUUAUGUUAACAUAUGUAAUACCUGAAAUGAAGGCCUGGGGGUGGACUAUAUUAAAAAAAACAAUUAUUUCCCUCUCAAGGUACAUUUACUAUGACGAGAUGACUUUCACUGGCGUUGUCGGUACCAUCCGAACUCUCUACGCGGCUAGAAAGUACUGCUUUUAUGACCUGGCCAGGGCUUGCGUAAAUUACUUGGAGAACAAUGUUUGCAUCGAGCAUAUCUUCCGGUUGCUUCAGGCUGCAGUGGACUUCCAUGAGGACCGUCUGAAGGACCUCUGCAUGCGCCUAAUCAUCAAUGACACCUUUGAGGUGAUAAAGAAGGAGGAGUUUAAGGACAUAAAGAAGGAACUGGUAGUCAUGAUUCUCGAGCAGGACGUACUUAACGCACGUGAAAUCGAAAUCUUCGACCAGGUGAUGCAUUGGGCGGAGAAUGAGUGUGACCGUUUGAAGAUACCGGUCACUGCAAUGAAUCAGAGGAUUGCCCUCGGAAAUCAUAACUUCGCCCUUAUUCGAUUCCCAACCAUUCUUGCUCACGAAUUUGCCACACAUGUUGUCGAGAGCGGAGCCUUGAGAACUGAGGAGAUCAUUCCUAUUCUGCAAUAUUACAUCACAGGUGAGUGGAUAUUUUAAACUGUUCAAAGGACUGAUGGAUAUUAGUCCCUGUGCCCUCUGUAAGAUACUCGGAGUGGGGUCCCUGAUUGCUUCAUAGAAGAGAAGGCGAGGGGAGAAUUAUACUACUAUUACUGCUACCACUACUACUACUACUAGCACUACUACUCUUGCUGAUUCCACCACAAAUACCGCUACUGUGACGAAUGCCGUUUCCAGUACUCUUACUAUUUGGCUAAUUCAUUUGGAGGUUCUCCUAAUCCUGGGACCGCUCAAAGCCUCACAAGAAGCUUAUUUACCGUCGCAAACUUGUAGUUGAGCUAAAACGCCAGAGCUCGGCCCAUUUAAGUCAAAUGUCCAGAUUUGAUGGAGAUAGGAAACUGUACGCAUGCUGAAAGGGAACAAAGGCCACAUGUUUUGUCUCCAGCCGUGAGCAGUCGCCACUGGGCUUGUUUGGACUUAGUAACCACCUAGGUAGUCUGUUCGGCCGUCGCGACAUGGACAAUGACUUGUCUUAUAACUAUAGCACGCUUAGGCAACAUCUGCUGCACCCUCUCCACUCUCAUCUACCUGGGCUCGGUGGCUUGA
Messenger RNA from Spirometra erinaceieuropaei, 10570 nucleotides. The record is from the annotation of a GenBank genome assembly. Lineage: Eukaryota; Metazoa; Platyhelminthes; Cestoda; Diphyllobothriidea; Diphyllobothriidae.